Australozyma saopauloensis is the source of this 2835-nucleotide messenger RNA. It is a transcript of the gene HMI1, whose product is annotated as ATP-dependent 3'-5' DNA helicase. The transcript has a single exon. Bases 1 to 2835 code for a protein of 944 amino acids. Lineage: Eukaryota; Fungi; Ascomycota; Pichiomycetes; Serinales; Metschnikowiaceae. Gene Ontology annotation, biological process: recombinational repair. Gene Ontology annotation, molecular function: ATP binding; hydrolase activity; 3'-5' DNA helicase activity. The record is from RefSeq and is a predicted model, not a curated record. Gene Ontology annotation, cellular component: nucleus.
AUGUUUGCCUAUAUCCAAGUCCCACUAUCAUUACCCCAGACUCAUCUCCACGCUGUUUCGUCCCCAGAACCCCAAUUCGCCAUGGACGAACUGCAGCCGCCACCAGAAUCCCCGGCCGCACCCAACGACCCGCUUUUCCGCGAGAAAAACGACGUCCCGGUCGCCGAGCCGAACUCCGAAUCAAAACAAGAUCAGCCCCAGAUCUCGCCCCUCUCGAUCACAGAAGCGCAGAUCUCGGUCACCGACGCCCAAGAAGCUAUCAUCAGCUACCCCUAUGCCAUGGGCGAAAUCCUCAGCAUGCGUGCCGGGCCCGGCAGCGGCAAAACAUUCACGUUGAUCGCCCGAAUCGCACAAAUGCUCCAGGAUGGAGUCGAGCCAGACGAAAUUCUCGUGCUCUCGAUGGCCAACCGGUCUGUGGACGCGUUGCGCCAGUCGCUCCGACGCCUCGUGGGCGCGCAGAAGGAGCAGUUGGUGGCCGUUUCCACGUUCCAUUCGUUCUGCGGAUCGCUCUUAGACUCGAGGAGACCGCCCGACGAGCCGCGGCCGCGCGUGGCCAACUCCAGAACGAUGUUGAUGUUCGCGGACUUCUUCCUGAAGAAGCUGGUGCGCAUGGGCGGCGAGAAGAUCGACGGCUUCGUCAACGCCCGGCGCAUGGCCGAGUUCUUGCCGCUCCUAAUCUCCCAGCGCGUGUCCGUGGAAGAAAUCGCCCGGCGCUACAAGAUCAACGCGGCCUACUUGCUGCAGGUGGUGGACUACCUCCAGCGCUACGGUCUCACGGUGUACGAUGAUAUCAUUGACGAUGCGAUCCGCCUACUAGACUCUACAGCGGGCGCCUUUGACGAGGCCAUCAAUCUGAGCGAGCCCGAGUUGGUGGACCUGGCGUACCUGUGCUUGGUGCCGGAGGUGGCGAAAUAUAAGGUCGUCAUUGUGGACGAGUUCCAGGACAUCCACCCGAUUCUUCUCGACGCCAUUCGCUCAAUUGUAAACUAUCCCACGAACGACAUGUACGGCCAGCUGAAGCAUUUGACCGUCUCUGGAGACCCACGCCAAUGUAUCUACGAAUUCUUGGGCAGCUCCUCAUCCUACGUGGCUGACCUCAAACAAGCGUUCCCGCAGAUGCACGUUGUGGAGAAAUUACUUAAUGAAUCUUUUCGAUGCACACAGCCGAUUCUUGACGCAGCUGUUGGCGUUGUGGAAAGCCCCGACUGUGCAGGCGACAGAAAGGAAUUUACUCUUCAGAGCUUGCGGCUCACCUGCCAAGCCGUCCAACCCAUCGUAUAUUCUUGCAACGAUUUCGAGGCAGAAAGCAAACUCGUCGUCGAUGAAAUCGUGCGGUUGCUCUGUCUUCUGGGCGGCGAAAUCCAACCCCGAGAUAUUGCAGUAUUGGGGGUGACAAACAAGCAAGUUGAGGAUUUCCAGCAAGUGCUUGGCGACCGAGCGGGCAUCUAUAGCCACAAGGUGCGUUCUGUGAGCGAGUGGCCCAAUACCGAGCUUGGUGUGUUUAGAGUCAUUGCAGGAGUAAUUAGCGGACACUCGCAUGCAAGCUUUGACUUAAUUGCAAUAUUGCAGAUCCUCGACAGCCAGACCGGAUCCAGCCAGAGGAUCACCAAGCUCUUCACUCAGAGCAUUGAAAGUAUUGACAGAAAUGACCAGCGGAAAACGCCCAACUUCUUCGAAGCAUAUUUACGAGACCAAUUGGGCAAAGAUCAAAUUGGCGCUAACUCCGAGCUAGGCAAAAUCUACAAGGGCCGGCCGGAGCAACUCCGACUGCUCGAAGCAUUCUUGAAGGAAGUUCAAAUCGAACGUGACAGAGUCAUGGAAACGCAUCCGAAAAAGCCCUUGGCCUAUGGUCCGAUCGAAUUGGCGCAGUGCUUUUGGCGAAUGGCCAGAAUCAAGCCAAUCGGCGAGUAUCUCGAGCGAAUCUCGGCGAAAAGUGGCAGUUCUGCGCAGGUUGACGACCACUUCCAGUCCCUCAACAACACCUUGCACCAUGUCUACCAGAUGUACGGGUCGUUGGACGACCAACGCUCCAUGACGUUUGUCGACUAUUUCCUCGAAAAGCACGACUGUGAGGUUCCCGCCGCAAUAGGCAAUUCGGUCGAGGUAUCGACCAUCCACUCUGCAAAGGGGCUUGAAUUUCCUGUUGUGUUUGUUCUUGGCAUGCAGCACCGCGGGGGAUCUGUCAUCUCGUCAUGGAAUAAAUGUUUGGCGCCCAUCCAACCAGAUGCCGAAGAGAGUAUCGUCAUGGCAGCCCGCGGCGCCGAAUAUGGCAAUAAGAAUUCCCGGCUCCUCUACGUGGCCAUGACUCGUGCCCGCAACUUGCUUUACGUGGGCACCAACGUGGACUACUCGGAGCUACUGGACACGACUCAGGCCCACUUUGCGGACUUUGGCUGCCCGCUUCCGCCAAACCGCAUAGGGGAUCCGAUUUCCAAACAGAGCCAUUUUGCACCCAGAAAGACCUUGCAGAGCCUCUCCAUGCAAGUCUCGAACGAUGCAAACAAGGUUGUGCAGACCAAUCAACUGCCUGCCUCGAUGGCUAUUGAUAUGGCUGCUGAAGAGGCUGUUGUAAGGCCGGUUGUAGUGCCUGGACAUGGCGCACCAUUUCUUAAAUGGUAUUGCACAGACACAUCCCGGCCCCCUCGGACGUUGGAGAAUUUCCAGACGGGGAGUCGGCUCUGGAGCCAGUAUUCGCAGCUACAUUCGCUCAGAGCACAGAGGCCAUUUGUACCUAUCCGCUCUUAUAGUUGCUGGACGAAGAUGCAAACGCAGCCGGGGCUAAACCGCGCGUGGUGCCAAAUCAAAAACUUCGUAACCAGACUUCCAUGCAGAUGA